CUAGAGUGAAAAUACAUCUGCAUAUGCUCUUUAUUCGAAAGAAUUCGUACACCGUAUCAGACUUUGGCAUCGUCAUUUAAGAACACUUAAUUGGACGUUGUUUGGACAUUAAUUUGUUCGGUAUUACCAGAAACCGCCAUCGACACAGGACAGUGUGUUCGUGCAUUUGCUCUAUAUCAGAAUAACCACAACCGAAUCAUCAUGAACAGAUUCUCCCAAAUGUCGUUUGUACUGUUGGCAGUGGCAAUGUGCCACGUUUAUGGUCAACUUCAGACCAGUACACCUUGUUCRCUGUCGUUCUACCGGUACCUGUUCAACUUGCCCGGUGAGAAGAUACGACCUAACGUACCAGAAGGCACGUACAUGUUCGGCAAGCGAGUAGGCCCGGCCACACCGGAAGGUCAAGCCUCAGAUGUCAAGCCAUCCGUCAUUAAACCUGAACCGUCGUAUGAAGCUCCUUCCUACCUUCCACCACCAACCACCACAACCACGACCACCACACUGAAACCGUCCACGUCGGCACCAUUGUACAUACCACCACAACCACAAAUCCCUUACUACCCGGCYGAAUCUAUCAACACAGUGUCAGUGGUGAAGACUGCCAAACCGGAAUGCGACCACCCCGAACACUUGCACGUCGUUGACACCGGACUCUUGCCACCAUACCAGACGCCCAAGUUCCAGCCACAGCCCACAUUCCAACCACAACCCACAUUCCAGCCACAACCCACAUUCCAGCCGCAGCCCACGUUCUUCGUGCCACGUUUCGCUCCCUCACCCAAGCCCCAGGUACAAGUAGCCAUUAGAGACAACGAGAUAUUCCCUGAACAACGGAAACCCGUGGCCGUGCAAAGGUUCGCCGUGCCCACUCCACCCCCGCAGUUCCUCCGACCAUACAUCGCACCGGCACCAGCUGCAGCCCCGGCCGAGAACUGUGACAAACACGUUCACGUAUCAAGCACUACCACAACCACCACAACUACCACCACAACUCCAGAGCCCAGCACCGAAGGAUUGUUGGAGACUCGUCAGAACGAGAUAUCUAUCUUGCCGGAUACCAAGCCGGACUGUGGCCACAAGCACCAUAACGUUGUUGUUGAGUCCCUAGGAGUGCCAUCCACUGACUACGGCGUGGUCUCGGCGCCUGCUCCCAUCCCAUCUGCGUCUGCCGGAUAUUCAUAUGACCGGCCCAGUGAACCUCUAGCGUAUCCGUCAUCCGGUUACACUUACCCCAAGGCCAGUCCGUCAUUUGAGUAUCCAGGUGCGUUUUCAGCACAGGGCACCGCACUGUUUGAGUCCGAAUCGCCUAAGGCGUCUGCCAGUGGUACCGAAGACGGUGACCUAGUCAUCCUCAAGGUCUAGAACAUCCUAACAUCUUUGUGUGGAACAGAAAUAAAAAAAAAACAUAAAAAUG
Molecule: messenger RNA, 1414 nt
Organism: Diuraphis noxia (Russian wheat aphid)
Lineage: Eukaryota; Metazoa; Arthropoda; Insecta; Hemiptera; Aphididae
Source: RefSeq, a predicted model, not a curated record